GGCAUUUUGGGUAUUCGUAUGGUAUUUUUGGCAUUAAAAAUUAUUUAUUAUUCGAUCUCAACUGCAGUUUAGGGUUUACUUUUUAUAAGUGGAUUGUAACUUUGAUGUACAUGGUUGUGAUUGGAUUUUGCCGGUGUCCAUCGUGUGUGCAAUGGGAGUGUACGCCUGAGCUGCCAAAUUUCACGCAAAAUUAUUCAAUAUUUUAUAAAGUUUUAGUUGACAGACAUCGACGCGUUCUGGAGGCAUAAUAAAGAUUAGUCGUGUGCCUUGUUUGGCAAGGCUAACAUAACAAUCAGUCAUGUUUGACGAGAACAAGAAGGUGUGGGUGCCAGAUAUAGCUGAAGGAUUCCAGCUUGGGCGCAUUGAGGAUAUUGGUGCGGAGUCCAUCACAGUAGCACCCCUACACAAACCCGGAAAGCCUGUGAUUGCUCCUUAUGAUCGAGUCUUUCCAGCGGAGGAAGAUGAGGAGAAGACGGUGGAGGACAACUGUGCUUUGAUGUACCUGAAUGAGGCUACAUUGCUGAAUAACCUUAGGUUGAGCUACAAGAAAGGCAAGAUUUAUAGCUAUGUUGCAAAUAUUCUGAUUGCGGUAAACCCAUACAAAGAGAUGAAUAAUUUGUACACAAAGGAUGUCAUCAAACGUUACAAUGGGAAAUCACUCGGUGUGCUACCGCCCCACGUGUUUGCCAUCGCUGACAAGUCUUUCCGUGAUAUGAGAGUGACCAAGCAGAGCCAGGCAAUCAUUGUGAGUGGAGAAUCUGGAGCAGGGAAGACGGAGUCCACCAAGUAUAUCUUAAGGUACCUGACCGAGAGUCACGGCCAGGGAGCGGGGACCAUAGAGCAGCGCAUCGUGGAAGCUAACCCUCUCCUGGAGGCCUUCGGUAAUGCCAAGACCAUGAGGAACAACAACAGUAGCCGCUUUGGAAAGUUUGUGGAGAUGCACUUCAGCGACAAGUUUUCUGUGGUCGGUGGCUACGUCUCCCAUUAUCUCCUAGAGAAGCCUCGAGUCAUCUGGCAGAACAUUGAAGAGCGUAACUAUCACAUCUUCUACUAUCUCUGUGCGGGGGCGCCAGACAAUGUGCGCAAGGUGCUGGGCAUCAAGACCCCAGAUGACUUUCAGUAUUUGAAGAAUGGCAACACAAUGUACUUUACCAACAAAGAAACUCAGAAGAACGUACCAGAUGACAGGAAAAGCAAACUGUACAAGAAGCACGGAAGUCUCUACGACAUACACCUGGAUGACUACGCGGGUUAUUCACGCGUUGAGGGCGCUAUGAAGAAGAUCGGCUUGGAUGACAAAGAGAAGAUGAAUAUAUUCCGCGUCGUUGCCGGAGUGAUGCAUCUUGGGAAUGUCAAAUUCGAAGCCUCGGAGGGAACUCAAGGUGGAUGUUUCGUACCGGAGGAAGCUGAAGCUAGCCUAGCCAAGACAGCCGAUCUAUUCUCAGUACCCAUCAAUGAGUUGAAGGAAUCCUUGACCAGUCGGAUUAUGCAAACAUCCAAAGGAGGACAUCGAGGGUCCCUCAUCAAAGUACCGUUGAACGUGGACCAGGCUGGCAAUGCGCGGGACGCCCUUGCCAAGGCCGUCUACUCCCGCCUCUUUGAUCGCAUCGUGCAGCGUGUGAACGAGUGUUUCCCGUUCAAAACGUCGGCCUCUUUCAUCGGUGUCCUGGACAUCGCCGGUUUUGAGUUCUUCACCUUGAACAGCUACGAGCAGUUCUGCAUCAAUUACUGCAACGAGAAACUGCAACAGUUCUUCAAUAAACGUGUCCUCAAAGAGGAGCAAGAACUAUACCAGAAGGAAGGUCUUGGGGUCAAUGCAGUGCAGUAUGUAGACAACCAAGAUGCCAUUGACCUGAUUGAAGGGAAGCCGUCGGGUAUCCUUGAACUACUAGAUGAAGAGAGUAAACUACCCAGAGCUAGUCCCAAUAACUUCACUCAUACAGUGCAUCAAAAACACAAGCAACACUUCCGUCUAGAGAUUCCUCGCAAGUCCAAGCUGACGAGUCAUCGUAAUCUACGUGACGAUGAGGGUUUCCUUAUUAGGCAUUUUGCUGGUGCUGUGUGCUAUCAAACUAGUGAAUUCAUAGAGAAGAACAACGACGCCUUGCAUUCCUCUUUGGAGCAUCUGAUCCAAGAAGGCAAGGACGAGUACGUCAAGAGUCUCUUCCCAGGUCCUCCUGCCCUCCCAUUCAUCUCUAAGCUGGCCUUUGAGAGUAUCGGCAUGAAAUUCAAGACUCAGCUAAACCUCUUGAUGGACAAGCUGAACAGCACCGGGAGCUCGUUCAUCCGUUGCAUCAAGCCCAACGGCAAGAUGGUGCAGGAUCUAUUUGAAGGAGGGCAGAUCCUCAGUCAGCUCCAAUGCUCAGGCAUGGUGACCGUACUUGGUUUGAUGCAAGGUGGCUUCCCAUCCAGGACACAGUUCUCAGAUCUCUAUGAUAUGUACAAGAAAUAUAUGCCCUCCGAGCUGGUGCGUCUAGAUCCAAGACUCUUCUGCAAGGCUCUCUUCCACGCCCUUGGCCUGAACGACCAGGACUACAAGUUUGGCAUCACUAAGGUGUUCUUCCGACCGGGGAAGUUUGCCGAGUUUGAUAGGAUGAUGAAGGGUGAUCCGGACACCCUACGAGAGCUGAUCAAGAAGGUACGACGCUGGCUGAUCUGCACACGCUGGAAGAAAGCUCAGUGGGGAACACUCAUGGUCAUCAAAUUGAAGAACAAGAUUCUGUACAGGCGCCACGCCCUGGUCAUGAUCCAGAGUACCGUGCGAAUGUUCCUGGCUGUUAGGAAACACCGACCCAGAUACAAGGGUCUGGCACAAGUCAAGCUACUCCAGGAUGAACUCAGACAGAUGAUGCAAAUUGCCAAGGGUGUGGAAGAUGUUCAAUCUCGUAAGCAAGCUGAUGAAGUCGCCAAGGGCCUGACUAGUCUCAUGCACAAGAUUAAGACCACCUCGAUGAAGAGGCGCGACAUCGAGGACGCCCACCUGAUUCUGGCGGAGAAGCUCCGUCGGCAGAUCCAGCUGCUGAUGCAGAAGAAAGCGGCAGAGACGGCCGAGAAGGAACGACUUAGACGCAUCCAGGAGGAGAUGGAGAGAGAGAGGAAGAAGCGAGAAGAGGAGGAGAGAAUCAGGAAGGAGGAGGAGGCCGAGAGAGAACGCAAACGCAAACUGGAGGAGGAAGAACGCAAAAGGAAAGAGGAGAUGGAGAGGAAGCGCCUUGAGGAGGAGGCUAGUCUCCAGAAGAAACUUGAGGCAGAGAGGAAGAGACUAGAGAAGGAGCGAAAACAGUUUGAGCUGGAUAAGAAGAUGCAGGCCGAGGAGACGGCUAGACUGCAAGCGGAGCUCCGCAGGCAAGCACAGCUGGAGCAGGAACGUCGUGAUCAUGAGCUGGCUCUACGCCUGGCCCAGGAGGCAGAGUCUCAGGUAGUCCCUAUGGAGGAACCAGUCAGGAUGGAUGUGGCUUCAGUUGUAACAGCCGCUGUGGCCGCGGCAGCACCGCAGCCAACCUACGAUCUAGCCAAAUGGAAGUAUGCUGAGCUACGAGAUACCAUUAACACAUCCACAGAUGUUGAUCUACUGGCAGCCUGUAAGGAGGAGUUUCAUCGUCGUCUGAAGGUCUACCACGCCUGGAAGACCAAGCACAAGAAACAGAAUGCUUCUAAGGAAGAACGGGCACCACAGGCUGUCAUGCAAACAAAUAUGCAAGUACCCUUGAUUCCUGCCCCUCCCGCCCCAGUCAAGGCAACCACCAACAACCUGCAGCGCUACUUCAAGGUGGCGUUCACCCGCCCCUCGGCCACCAACGCUAAUGUACGUCAGCGCAGCGUCUGGUACGCUCACUUUGACGGAGAGUGGAUCGCUAGACAGAUGGAGAUCCACGCCGAUCGGGAGCCACUACUUCUCAUUGCAGGUAAAGACGAUCUGAGCAUGUGCGAGAUGAGUUUGGAGCAGACCGGCUUGACUCGCAAACCUGGGGCCGAGAUCCUGGAGCGUGAAUUCGAGGAGGAGUGGAACCGUCACCGAGGGAGAGAGCUCCUAGCCGAGGCUAUACGCAACGGCCAGGCGCGCAAGACGUACGCCACCGCGCUGCUGGGUAUGUAGAACGGACUCCUCAACGCCCAGACCUAGGUAAACAUCAUCCACAGGUAGAUUUCUAGAAUUAGGUGCGACUUUGUAUGGAGUCAUGUUCAACUCAUAAUGAUAAUAAUAAUAAUUUACAAAAUUACAGGACGAGUUCAUCUUUUGGGCAUCUUGGCCUACUUUUUCACAAAGCAAUUCUGGUCCGGGUCAUGACAGUUGUGCCCUUGAGCAAGGAACUGUACCACAGUUGCAUUCUGCUUUUACCAGCCAGGCUCCUUGUGGAUUUUAUCCAUGCAUACAUCCUUACGGACUAUGAAGGGGUAAUCCUGUUUCAGCCCAACGAGUAACCCUGUUUCAGCCCAAGGAAGGCAUGGGGGGCAACGUGCCCCUGGUGGCUGUUUGUUUGUGUCGAUAGCCAAAAUCAGUUAUUUAGUGUAGCCCUCACCUUGAAAUUAUAUAAAAGAGAAAAAAAAAAAAUAAUAAUAAUACUUUGCCUUUGUAUUGUUUCUGUCUACCAGACUAUGCCACUGACAUGAAGUGUUACUAGCAGAUGUAAACGGUCUGUAUCUGGUUCCGAGACAAUGAGUUAAAAUGUUGCAAACAUAAUUGCCGAAUGACAUGGUUGGUUGAAAACAAAAGAAGAAACGACAAAUAGUACAUCUGAACCAACUGAACAUUCAGUAGCCCCCUAUAACUGUUUAUUGUCAAUGCACAUGAUGGCCCAAAUCAAAGAGUAGCCAUCACCUUAAGGUGGCCAUCCAGCCUUGUGAUGUUAGGGCCAUGUCACACCAGGCAAUUUACGGGCAAUUUAUCUCCAAGAAGAAAAGCUAUU
This is a messenger RNA of Asterias rubens (European starfish), 4907 nucleotides long. Its product is annotated as unconventional myosin-VI-like. Bases 299 to 4096 code for a protein of 1265 amino acids. Gene Ontology annotation, molecular function: ATP binding; actin filament binding; microfilament motor activity. Gene Ontology annotation, cellular component: actin cytoskeleton; cytoplasm; endocytic vesicle. The transcript has 28 exons. NCBI's taxonomy places the organism in Eukaryota, Metazoa, Echinodermata, Asteroidea, Forcipulatida, Asteriidae. Gene Ontology annotation, biological process: vesicle transport along actin filament; endocytosis; actin filament organization. The record is from RefSeq and is a predicted model, not a curated record.